UGCGGCGAAUUCGCAUUUGUUUUGAUUGCAUCAAAAAACAGAUGGUGAAAUUCAGAGAGCGAGGAAGAGAAUAACAAAAAAUAAAAACAAGAAAAGAUUGCUAGUGCUAACUAAAUAAAAUUCAUUUUGACAAAUGUCCGGUUACAUUGACGAGCCAGAUAGCAUGUUGUCGUUGCCACGGGUAGCAUUCAUAGCAUGCGGUUGCUUCAGCCCCCCAACGCCGAUGCAUCUCCGGAUGUUUGAAAUUGCUCGUGAUUACUUUGAGAUAAAUGGCACGCACAAAGUUGUGGGCGGUAUCAUUUCGCCCACGCAUGAUUCCUAUGGCAAGAAAGGACUGGCGCCCUCCUUGGAUCGUUGUGCCAUGGUCAAGUUGGCGGUGCAGUCAUCCAGCUGGAUUCGAUUGUCGGACUGGGAAGUGCAUCAGCCGCAAUGGAUGCGCACACAAGCCGUGCUCCAACAUCAUCAAAACUAUCUGAACAACUAUAUCAAUUCCCCAGGAGAUGAGGAGCAAAAUGGUCCGCUGCCAGGUUGGCUGCCACUCGGAUUACGGGAUCGGAAGGAUCCAAUACGUCUGAAGCUGCUGUGCGGUGCCGAUUUGCUCGAGUCCUUUGCAGUGCCUGGACUGUGGGCCCAAGAGGAUAUUGAGGAGAUUGUUUCCAACUAUGGACUAGUAGUGAUUACUCGCUGUGGUUCCAAUCCGGAAAAGUUUAUAUUUGAAUCUGAUGUGUUAACCAAAUAUCAGCGCAAUAUAACGCUGAUUACCAACUGGGUGCCCAAUGAGGUGAGCUCAUCUUUGGUGCGGCGUCUUCUGGGACGCGGUGAGUCUGUCAAAUAUCUGCUGGACGACUUGGUGCUCAACUAUGUGAUGCGUCAGGGCUUGUAUAAUGUGAAAUCUAAGUAUAUAACGGAUGCACUGCGUCCAAAUCAUUUGAAUUUCAAUCGCUCGUACAUGGACAACAACAAGAACACCAUUCAACUGGAUAAUGUGCAGUCGCCGCAAUCGGAUAUGGAUGAAUCGGACAGUCCGUUGAGGCAACAGACGCGUGUCUUCUGCUGUGGCGAGUCAACCCCCCGAGCUGCCUCUGCCGCCGCCAAGCUGCUGUUGAAUCGCUCGGGACCUGGACAAGCGGUGCAGGUGAUCACGGUCCAGGGCAAGGGCAACAUGAUUAGCGAGGUCUACGAGGAAUCGCAGGCGAAGAAACAAAAGAUGCUACAAGGACAACAGCUUUAAGCUGUUCAAAUCAAGAUGACGGAAUGAUACAGGAUGUUUCCUCGCAAACAGGAUAUUUUUGCUUACUUCUUGUUGUAGAUAAUAAAUACAAA
Molecule: messenger RNA, 1323 nt
Organism: Drosophila sulfurigaster albostrigata
Lineage: Eukaryota; Metazoa; Arthropoda; Insecta; Diptera; Drosophilidae
Gene: Nmnat
Product: nicotinamide/nicotinic acid mononucleotide adenylyltransferase 3
Biological process (GO): NAD+ biosynthetic process
Molecular function (GO): nicotinate-nucleotide adenylyltransferase activity; nicotinamide-nucleotide adenylyltransferase activity
Source: RefSeq, a predicted model, not a curated record